Molecule: messenger RNA, 1440 nt
Organism: Phragmites australis (common reed)
Lineage: Eukaryota; Viridiplantae; Streptophyta; Magnoliopsida; Poales; Poaceae
Product: E3 ubiquitin-protein ligase SINAT5-like
Exons: 3
Coding region: 177-1226 (349 amino acids)
Biological process (GO): ubiquitin-dependent protein catabolic process; multicellular organism development
Cellular component (GO): cytoplasm
Molecular function (GO): zinc ion binding; ubiquitin protein ligase activity; protein binding
Source: RefSeq, a predicted model, not a curated record
GUCAGGAUCCGGACCAGGCAGAGCGCCCGCGGCCACCGCGUCGUCGUCUCCCUCCUCCCCAGCCCGACACCCAAACGAACCCAAAGCACCGCGGCCGCGCGGACCCCAAAUCCCAGCGCACGCGAGCGCGACACGCCGGGGGGCGCGCACGGCACGGCGCGGGGCGGCGGGUCACCAUGGACAUGGACAGCGUGGAGUGCCUCUCCCUCCCCGACGCCUCCAUGGACGUGGAUGACGUCGACGGCGGCCACCACCCUCACCCCCACCACCUCGGCCUCCCGCUCCACCCCGCCCACCUCGGCGCCUCUGGUGGUGGGGCUGGCGCGGGCCGCGCUUACCCGAAGGUGAAUGCCGGGACCGGCGCCGGCGCGGCGGGGGCGGUGGGUACGGCGGGAGCGGGCGGGCCCCCGGCGACCAGCGUGCACGAGCUGCUCGAGUGCCCCGUCUGCACCAACUCCAUGUUCCCGCCCAUCCACCAGUGCCAAAAUGGACAUACAUUAUGUUCGACAUGCAAGGCCAGAGUUCACAACCGGUGCCCUACAUGCAGACAAGAGCUUGGUGAUAUCAGGUGCUUGGCACUGGAAAAAGUAGCUGAGUCACUCGAGCUUCCCUGUAAGUACUGCUCUUUAGGUUGCCCAGAGAUCUUCCCAUACUACAGCAAGAUAAAGCAUGAGGCACAGUGCAGCUUCAGGCCGUAUAACUGCCCCUAUGCUGGCUCUGAAUGUGCUGUGGCUGGUGAUAUUCCAUUCCUUGUUGCACAUUUGAGGGAUGAUCACAAAGUUGACAUGCACAGCGGCUGCACAUUCAAUCAUAGAUACGUCAAAUCCAACCCGCGAGAGGUUGAAAACGCCACGUGGAUGCUAACAGUAUUUCAUUGUUUUGGGCAGUACUUCUGCCUGCAUUUUGAGGCCUUCCAGCUUGGAAUGGCACCGGUUUACAUGGCUUUCCUCCGUUUCAUGGGGGAUGAGAAUGAAGCGAGGAACUAUACAUAUAGCCUCGAGGUUGGCGGUAACGGGAGGAAAAUGGUAUGGGAAGGAACUCCUAGAAGCAUCCGUGAUAGCCACCGCAAGGUCCGAGACAGCCAUGACGGCCUCAUCAUUCAGAGGAACAUGGCACUGUUCUUCUCUGGCGGCGAUAGGAAGGAGCUGAAGCUGAGGGUGACUGGCCGGAUCUGGAAGGAGCAGACCAACCCGGAUGGGGCCUGCAUACCGAACCUUUGCAGCUGAGCAAAGGCGACGGUUGAAAAAAAGGUUGUGCUAUUUGGCUGGCUUGUUGUUUUUCCAUUGCCAUGUUGUUGUGCGUUUUACUGUAGUCCGUCACUGUUGCAGCGUUGUACCUUAAGAAAAUUUUAGGGGUGUAAAAUGUUGCUGUAAAGUAAUUGUGUAUAACGAAUCCAAGAAAUCAUACAAGUUGGCAAAUAAAAUGUCUGUCUUACGUUCC